UCACACACAUAUUUAUAUCCUAUCCCCCUUCAUCUCUCUCUCUCUCUCUCUCCUUCGGCUAAGGUAAGGUCAACAAGAAGAAUAACGGGAAGAAGGCACCGACCCUCAUUGUAGUGAGAGCCUAUCUAUCUUUUGGUACUUCUUUCUGGGUUCUCACUCUCAGAGAUCUUGCAGAUGAAACAAUCUCCUACCAAGAAGUGAUAAUUCACAUUUUUAUUCACAAGGAUCCCUUCCUUAAGCAGUAGCAGAAGGUACUUCAGAUUUGACAUCUGAGUUAGCGGUGAGGAGUGAGGGGGUGAUACGAGAGAUGGACUUUGCGGCGCUGGGAAGAGAUGGGCUCCAACAGUACGAUGAAGAAGAGGAGGAGACGAUUGGAGAUGUAGCAAAGAACCCAAUGUUCUCGUCUUGCUCCUCUUCUUCUUCUUCGCCAUCGCCAUCAUCUAAUUAUUCUCAGUAUCACAAGGGCCUCAUCCCACAGCAAAACGUUCGUUGGGGAUCGCAGGCGUUCGACUCGCAACUGAAGCAGCAGCAGCAGCAGCAGCAACAUCUGCAACAUCAACAGCAACAGCAACGGAUGUGGUUGGGGGGGACGUUUGAGUCAGUGGAAGAGGGCUUGAGGUCGAACGAGGCAGAGGCAGAGCCAGCUCAUCAUCAGCAGGAACAGGAGCCCAGUUUCAGCCAAAGACUUGACCUCAUGGACUUAUCUUCUCAUCAGACUCAGAGCAGCAACUCAGAUGCCGAUGCCGGCGAUGCUGCUGCUUCUGCUGGUUGUGGUGGUGAUGGUAGUGGACCCAGUGGACCCGGAGGCGGCGGCAGAUGCUUCAUCGAGAAAGAACACAUGUUCGAUAAAGUGGUCACGCCCAGCGACGUCGGCAAGCUCAAUCGCCUGGUUAUACCAAAGCAGCACGCCGAGAAGUACUUUCCACUGGAUUCCACCAUCAACGAGAAGGGACUCCUCUUAAGCUUCGAAGAUCGUAACGGCAAGCCCUGGCGCUUCCGAUACUCUUACUGGAACAGCAGCCAGAGUUAUGUGAUGACCAAAGGCUGGAGCCGCUUCGUCAAGGAGAAGAAGCUCGAUGCCGGAGACAUCGUGUCUUUCGAGCGUGGUGUGGGAGAGUUGGGAAAGGACCAUCUCUACAUUGACUGGCGGCAUCGCCCUGACGCCCACAACUCUUCAUCCGCACUGCAGCCUCUAGGAGGUCUACCACUUCGCCACCCACUCUCCCUGGCACCUCCGCCGCCUGUCCCACUCCCAUGGAGUCGAAUGUUCAUGCCCAACCCAACUCCAACCCUCCCGAACCACAUGCAUUUCCACCACCAUCUCAAUUAUGACCGUACUACUCACGAUCUUCAUCAUCAUCAUCAUCUGCUUCAGGCCCAUCAUAACCCAUCCAAUUACAGUAGUUACAGGUACAGUUACGGUGGUAGUGGUGAUGGUGAUGGUGGUGGUGGUGGUGGUAGGAGCUUCGGGGGUUACAACUACAACGUGGUAAACCCAGGUUCAGGUUCAGUUUUUUACCUUAGAUCAUCACCAUCAGCAGCAGCCUCACAACACUUAGGGGUUGGGGUUGGGGUUGGGGUUGGAGUUGGAGUUGGAGUUGUGCAAGAGGGUGGGGAUCAUAGGGAUGUUCCGAUCGAUUCGGUGCCAGUGGUCCAUGGCAGGGCUGCAGCUAAGCGUGUUAGGCUGUUUGGAGUGAACCUGGAAUGUCCUACGCCGGAAGACGACCCAGAUUCCGAGUGUGACAUGUUGUCCUCCACCCCGCUCCCCAAUACAACAAUAAUGCCUUCUUCUCUCUCCCCCCAUCAGCUUCCUCUCGAAUUGAGGGUCUACAGUGGCGCACCUCUUCCCCCCACACCUCCUGAGCUUCCAAGGAAUGCUAGGCAGUCCUUAUCAUUCAAUUUGGAUAUUUGAGAAACAGAAACAGAAAGAGAGAGAGAGAGAGAGAGAGAGAGAGAGAGAGAGAGAGAGAGAGAGAGAGUGAGUGAGUUAGUUAUGUUUGUGUGUGUGAAAACAAUUUGGAGGAUUUUGAAGGAGGACAUGAAAAUUUGCAGCAGAACAUAAGAGGACUAAGAUACAGCUUUCUCCCAUUCCAAACUCUGGUGGACACUGAAUACAAACAAAGGUUUGGAUGAAAUGUAGCAACGAUAUUGGCUAUAUAAUUAAUCUGUUUGGAAACGGAAUUUUGAGAAAGUGGAGUUUGUGAGGAAAUAGCUGGAUCGAGCAAUGUGAGGCGCCACCUUAUCCAACUACUGUCAUCUUUUAAUUGUGUAUAAUACAUUUAUAGAUAGAAUAUUAUCAACAUAGAUGAUUAUGAUUGAUGAUGAUGCCCUUCAUUUGUAGAGCUUGGAUUUUACCAAAAAAUGGAUCCAUGCCAUGGACUCCACUAUAGUGUGGGAAACUUUCAUCUUCUUA
Messenger RNA from Macadamia integrifolia, 2413 nucleotides. RefSeq names its product putative B3 domain-containing protein Os10g0537100. The transcript has 2 exons. The coding region runs from base 308 to 1912 and encodes 534 amino acids. The record is from RefSeq and is a predicted model, not a curated record. Gene Ontology annotation, molecular function: DNA-binding transcription factor activity; DNA binding. Lineage: Eukaryota; Viridiplantae; Streptophyta; Magnoliopsida; Proteales; Proteaceae.